Mugil cephalus (flathead mullet) is the source of this 4394-nucleotide messenger RNA. Its product is annotated as NACHT, LRR and PYD domains-containing protein 12-like. NCBI's taxonomy places the organism in Eukaryota, Metazoa, Chordata, Actinopteri, Mugiliformes, Mugilidae. The record is from RefSeq and is a predicted model, not a curated record. The transcript is spliced from 11 exons. Gene Ontology annotation, molecular function: protein binding. The coding region runs from base 57 to 3197 and encodes 1046 amino acids.
AACGUGUUCAGUGAAUAUGUGUCGAUGGAGGAAAACUGAAAGCUGAAGCAAGCCUGAUGGAAGUCCAGAAGAUGGAAGAAGAGGAGGACAUCUGUCUGUCUAAGAAGAGCGACAAUUCUAAAGAUAUAAUUCCAGACUUCAGCGAAGAACCUGGACCCUCAGACACAAAAGGUCAGUACCACAGACAGAGAGCAGAGUCUCCAGUAUCCAGCUGUGAGUCUAUGAAGAGUGAUUGGUCUAAAGAACGUUCUCCAGACUUCAGUGAAGAACCUGGACCCUCAAACGCAAAAGGUCAGUACCACGGAGCAGAGUCCACAGUAUCCAGCUGUCUGUCUAUGAAGAGUGACUGGUCUAAAGAACGUCCUCCAGACUUCAGUGAAGAACCUGGGCCCUCAGACACAAAAGAAAGGAAGGAUCCAGUCUCCAGCAGCUGUGGACACUGGUUCUGUAAACAGUACAUCACCCCAUACUGGGACCAGUCAUCUUCAUCAGGACACUCCUCCUUUCCCCAGUGUGGUCAAAGAUCCAGAACAACUGAUGUUAGUCUGCGGGAUGUUUUAGAUGAACAUAAGAUUGGUCUGAGGAUCAGAUGUGAACAUGUGACUGAAGGAACUGAUGUAAAAGGAAGAGGAACCCUCCUCAACAGGAUCUACACUGAGCUCUACAUCACAGAGGGACAGAGUGAAGAGGUUAAUACCCAACAUGAGGUGAAGCAGCUUGAGACAGCUUCCAAAAUGAAGGCCCUCCAUGACAUUCCAAUCAAGUGCCACAACAUCUUUAAAGCCUUACCUGACCAACAGAAACACAUCAGACUGGUUCUGACUAAUGGUGUCGCUGGCGUUGGAAAAACCUUCUCAGUGCAGAAGUUCACUCUGGACUGGGCAGAGGGUUUGGAAAACCAAGAUGUCAGUGUGGUGAUUGUGCUUUCGUUCAGGGAGCUGAACUUGAUCAAAGAUGAGCAGUACAGUCUUCUCAGGCUGCUCCAUGUUUUCCAUCCAACGUUACAGAAGGUCACAGCAGAGCAGCUGGCUGUCUGUAAACUUUUGUUCAUCUUUGACGGCUUGGAUGAAAGCAGACUUCCACUGGACUUCAACAACAGUGAGGUUGUGUCUGAUGUCACACAGAAGGCAUCAGUCAGCGUGCUGCUGACAAACCUCAUCAAGGGGAACCUGCUUCCCUCUGCUCUGGUCUGGAUCACUUCCAGACCUGCAGUAGCCAGUCAGAUCCCUCCUAUAUGUGUCGACAGGGUAACAGAAGUACGAGGCUUCACUGACGCCCAGAAGGAGGAGUACUUCAGGAGGAGGUUCAGUGAUGAAGAGCUGUCCAGCAGAAUCAUCUCCCACAUCAAGACCUCCAGGAGCCUCCACAUCCUGUGUGCAAUCCCAGCCUUCUGCUGGAUCACUGCUACAGUUCUGGAGCACAUGUUGACUACAGAGCAGAGAGGAGAGCUGCCCAAGACCCUGACUGACAUGUACUCACACUUUGUGAUGGUUCAGACGAAGAGGAAGAAGAACAAGUAUCAAAAGGGACAUGAGACGAGUCCACAGGAGCUGAUGGAGGCUGACAGGGAAGUUCUUCUGAAGCUGGGGAGGCUGGCAUUUGAAGAACUGGAGAAAGUAAACAUCAUGUUCUACCAAGAAGACCUGGAGCGCUGUGGUCUGGAUGUGACAGAGGCCUCAGUGCACUCAGGAGUUUGUACAGAGAUCUUCAGAAGAGAGAGUGUGAUCUUCCAGAAAUCAGUCUACUGCUUUGUUCAUCUGAGUGUUCAGGAGUUUCUGGCUGCAGUCUACAUGUUCCACUGUUACACCAACAGGAAUACAAAGGCACUGAUGGACUUCCUUGGGAAAGACCUCCAGUAUCCCAAUAAAUCUCUUGAUGACUUCCUGUAUGGAGCCAUGAAGAAAUCCCUGCAGAUUAAAAGUGGUCACCUUGACCUGUUUGUUCGCUUCCUUCAUGGCCUCUCUCAGGAGUCCAACCAGAGACUCUUAGGAGGUCUGCUGGGUCAGACGAAAAACAGUCCAGAAAUGAUCCAAAGAACCAUCAACAAGCUGAAGGAGAUGAACACUGGCAAAAUCUCUCCUGACAGAAGCAUCAACAUCUUCCACUGUCUGAUGGAGAUGAACGACCACUCAGUUCACCAGGAGAUCCAAGAGUUCCUGAAGUCAGAGAACAGAUCAGAGAAGAAACUCUCUGUGAUCCACUGCUCAGCUCUGGCCUACAUGCUGCAGAUGUCAGAGGAGGUUCUGGAUGAGUUGGACCUGGAGAAGUACAACACAUCAGAGGAGGGAAGACGGAGACUGAUCCCAGCUGUGAGGAACUGCAGAAAGGCUCGACUUUCUGGAUGUGGAUUCUCAGAGAAUCACUGUGAAAUUGUUGCCUCAGCUUUGAAGUCCAAGCCUUCCUAUCUGACAGAGCUGGACCUGAGUAUGAAUAAUCUGCAGGAUUCAGGAGUGAAACUGCUGUCUGCUGGACUGGAGAGUCCACAUUGUAGACUGGAGACUCUGAGAUUGAAUGGCUGCAGAUUUGGCUGCUCCACAGAAUCAAAGAUCAGCUUUGAUUCUCUGGUCUCAGCCCUGAAGUCCAACUCCUCCCAUCUGAAAUAUCUGGAUGUGAGUAGGAACAAGCUGCAGGAUUCAGGAGUGAAGCAGCUGAGUGAUCUUCUGGAGAGUCCACUCUGUAGACUGGAGACUCUGAGACUGACUGACUGCAGUUUAUCAGAGAUCAGCUGUGAUUCUCUGGUCUCAGCUCUGAAGUCCAACCCCUCCCAUCUCAAACAUCUGGACCCGAGUAACAACAAACUUCAUGUUUCAGUAGUGAAUCAGCUGUGUGGUUUUCUGGAGAGUCCACUCUGUAGACUGGAGACUCUAAGACUGACUGGCUGCAGUUUGUCAGAGAUCAGCUGUGAUUCUCUGGUCUCAGCUCUGAAGUCCAACCCCUCCCACCUGAAACACCUAGACCUGAGUAACAACAUCCUGCAGGAUUUAGGAAAGACUCAGCUGUGUGGUUUUCUGGAGAAUCCACUCUCUAGACUGGAGUCUCUGAGAACCGGUGACAAAGGGCCGCCCUGGAGGAGUUCAACCCUCACUGGGAACGAGUCUGACUUACAACCGGCUACACGGACCAAACUCGUGCUCCUUUGGCCGUCCACCCCAUACAACCGGUGCACCCACCACAGGAUGUCCCUGGGGACACAAUAGUAGGCCUUCUCCAAAUCCACAAAACCCAUGUGAACAGGUUGGGCAAACUCUCAUUUGCCCUCCAGCGGGGUUAAGAGCUGGCCCAUGGUUCCAUGCCGGAAUGAAAACCACAUUGUCCCUCCUCGAUUUGCAUAGAGUGAGGAGUGUGAUCCCCCUAUAGUUGGAACACACUUUCUUAAAGCUGGAGACCACCCAGAUAGAUACCCAGAGUGGAUCUUAUUCUCUCAUGGAGCUCUGCCACCAAGGUUCUGUUUCACCACCUCAACAACUUCUGCCCCAGAGACUGGAAGGCCCAACCCCAGGCCUUCUGGCUCUAUUUCCUCUGAGGAAAUCAUAUUGGUGAGAUUAAGUAGUUCAGAUCAGGCAGGCCGUUCCUCCAAAUCACGCCCCUCCAGGUCACUCUGACAUUGCCCAUGUGAGUGUUGAAGUCCCCUAGAAGGGCAAUGGAGUCCCCAGUCGGGGCGCAAUCCAUCAUCUUACCUAGGGCCUCCAAAACGGGUGGGUACUCUGAACUGCUGUUUGGCACAACAGCAUCAGGACCCAUUCCCCUACCCAAAGGCACAGGGAUGCAACCCUUUCAUCCACCCUCCUUCUUACAGUGUUUCUUCAACACAUUUUCAUAGUUUCAAGUUUGUGACUGUUCUAUUGGUGUAUUAGCUCCUCAAACUAUUCCUUACAUCGCCGGGCAACAGCAGCAGGUAACGUCAGCCGCUCCCCGUCCCCACUGAAAAAGUUGUGGGCGAGUUGCCGCCUGACAACCCUGAGGUGCCAGGUGGCUUGCCAGAACCUCUUUGGAACUGAUCAGUAGUGCACGAGCCCCAGGCCUGGCUCCUGGGUGGGCCCCGGUAGCCCUCUGUUCUCACGUUUAUACUAGUCAUUCAGGAUCUUCUGAACCGUUCUUUGUCUGACCCUUCACCUAGGAGCUAUCUGCCUUGGAAGACCCUACCAGGGGCAAAAUUCCCCAGACAGCAUAGCCCCUAGUGUCAUUAGGGCGCUCAAACUUCUCCACCAUGGUGAGAUGACAGUUCAAGGAGGAGAAACACACAGUGUAUCUUUUUCAUAAUAAAAUGUCACUGUUUAGAAGAGGAAGAUUCAAGCUCUCCAGACUGUUUUGAUUGACAUUUUCUCAGCACUUUUCAGGACAACAUUUACGAGGAUUCAGACCUGGAAAACAAAGAUACCCUGAAAACAUGUUAA